CAUCGCAUCACAGUACCAUUCAUCGGUCAAAGACGAAAGAUGACUGUCGUGAGCAUCAUGUGGUCAUUAGUGCAGGUGCAGGUGCUGGUGGCGGUGGCACUAUCAUUUCUAGUAGGCGGUGCCUGGUGUGGUCCUCCCAAGGUUCCCCCAGGAAAGAACAUCACAGCCAACUAUGGUAGUGAUUGGCUAGAUGCCAAGGCAACAUGGUAUGGCAAGCCUACAGGUGCCGGCCCCGACGACAAUGGUGGCGGAUGUGGGUACAAGGACGUGAACAAGGCCCCUUUCAACAGCAUGGGCGCAUGUGGCAACGUCCCCAUCUUCAAGGAUGGUCUGGGUUGUGGAUCCUGCUUCGAGAUCAAGUGCGACAAGCCAGCGGAGUGCUCUGGCAAGCCCGUGGUGGUAUACAUUACAGACAUGAACUAUGAGCCCAUUGCGGCAUACCACUUCGACCUAGCAGGCACGGCGUUCGGUGCCAUGGCCAAGAAGGGCGAGGAGGAGAAGUUGCGCAAGGCAGGCAUCAUCGACAUGCAGUUUCGAAGGGUCAAGUGCAAGUAUGGAUCUAAGGUCACCUUCCAUUUGGAGAAGGGAUGCAACCCCAACUACCUGGCCCUGUUGGUAAAGUACGUUGAUGGAGAUGGUGACAUUGUGGCAGUGGACAUUAAGGAGAAGGGCUCUGACACGUACGAGCCUCUAAAGCACUCCUGGGGUGCCAUCUGGAGGAAGGACAGCGACAAGCCAAUCAAGGGACCCAUCACCGUCCGACUCACCACCGAGGGAGGCACUAAGACUGUCUACGACGACGUCAUACCCACCGACUGGAAGCCCAACACCGCCUACACCACCAAAUAAACUAACCAAAUAAUAAUAUGUAUCAAAUGACAUACUUGAUAGACCUUUAUUUUUAUUUUUUAUUCAAUAAAAGGAUAUAAGGUGCAUGACAACAACACAAACAUUGUAUUAUCUAUGUAUCUCCUAUGCAAUCCCAAUUUUACCAUGAAUACAUUUUAAAAUGAAUACAUAUUUUUAAUGAAUAA
Messenger RNA from Zea mays, 1034 nucleotides. Its product is annotated as expansin-B11-like. Gene Ontology annotation, cellular component: extracellular region. Gene Ontology annotation, biological process: sexual reproduction. The transcript has a single exon. Bases 40 to 849 code for a protein of 269 amino acids. Lineage: Eukaryota; Viridiplantae; Streptophyta; Magnoliopsida; Poales; Poaceae. The record is from RefSeq and is a predicted model, not a curated record.